This is a messenger RNA of Anoplopoma fimbria (sablefish), 1530 nucleotides long. RefSeq names its product G-protein coupled receptor 37-like 1. Gene Ontology annotation, molecular function: G protein-coupled peptide receptor activity. The transcript has 5 exons. NCBI's taxonomy places the organism in Eukaryota, Metazoa, Chordata, Actinopteri, Perciformes, Anoplopomatidae. Bases 1 to 1530 code for a protein of 509 amino acids. The record is from RefSeq and is a predicted model, not a curated record. Gene Ontology annotation, cellular component: plasma membrane; signaling receptor complex. Gene Ontology annotation, biological process: positive regulation of MAPK cascade; adenylate cyclase-inhibiting G protein-coupled receptor signaling pathway.
AUGGUCCAGUCUAUCGGUCUGUGGUUUUGUCUGAACCUGCUGCUGUUAACGGACGCAAAGAGCGUCGGCCAACCCGGCGGUCAGAGCGAGAUCCUCGUCAAACUGGAACCCCUUUGGAUCACCAAGCAGCUCCGGACCGUGGACGCCCCCAACCAGAGCCAGCCCCUCCCUGAGAUGCUGGAUCUGGACGUGGACCGGAACCGCCGCCUGGCCCGCGGUGCCGAUGAGGAGGAGCAACAGUCCACCUUCAGCCAGUCCUUCGAGAACGACUCGGUGACGUCGCCGCAGGCCACCGAGUUCGACAACGGGACCAAAGUGGGAGGAGGGGAACACAGUGAUGAUGUCAGUCACCAUGAUAACACCUCCAGCUCGGACCGCGACCCUCCGGGACUCUUUAACCCAUUCUACCCGCUGGCGGAGAGCUCGUACUCGGCCUACGCGGUGCUCUUCCUGGCCGGCCUGGUGCUGGCAGUGGGCGUGGUGGGAAACAUGGCGGUCAUGUGUGUCGUCUGGAACAACUACUACAUGAGGUCGGCCUGGAACUACCUGCUGGCCAGCAUGGCAUUCUGGGACUUCCUGGUCCUGGUGCUCUGCCUCCCUGUGGUGGUCCUCAACCAGCUCUCCCAUAGGAGGAUCCUCGCCGACAUCACCUGCCGUAUGGUGCCAUAUAUGGAGGCCGUGUCUCUGGGCAUCACCUCCUUCACUCUUUGCGCUCUGGGCAUCGACCGUUUCCUCGCCGCCACCUCCUCGUCCCAGCUGAAGGCCCGGCGGGUGGAGCGCUGCGGCGCCGUGCUGCUGAAGCUGCUGCUGGUGUGGCUCGGCGCUCUGACGCUGUCCAGCCCCGAGAUCUUCCUGUGGCAGCCGAGCCGGGCCAUGUCUCCGUCCACGGGCCGGCUGGUCGAUUCCUGCACCCUCACCACCUCCUCGCCGCUGUCCCUCUACCUGCCCGACUCCCUCCACUCACUGCUGCUCAGGUAUCACCAGGGCCGGAUGUGGUGGUGUUUCGGCUGCUACUUCUGCCUCCCCAUCCUCUUCACCGUCCUCUGCCAAAUGGCCACCCGCAACGUCAACAGCGACUCAAGCUCUGCCCAGAAGCAGCGCGGCCAUGACGACCGCUCGUCCAAUCAGAAGCGGCAGCAGCACCAGGCGGUGGAGCGGCAGCUGAACUGCACGCUGUUGGCGCUGGCGGUGGUGUACGGCGUCUGCGCGCUGCCCGAACACGUCUGCAACAUCACGCUGGCCUACACGCACAUCAGCGUCUCCGAGGACACGGCCGCCAUGCUGGCGCUGUUGCAUCACUUCCUGUUGUUCUUCAAGUCGUCGGUGACGCCGGUGCUGCUGCUGUGUCUGUGUAAGGCUCUCGGUCAGGCCUUCAUGGACUGCUGCUGCUGCUGCUGUCAGGAGUGUCAGCCAACCAGCGCCCAGGGAUCGCCAAGCUCCGCCCAGGUCAAGCUGAAGGCAGCCAAUGAGACGUCUAUCUUCUUCGACAAGGCUAAAGACACGUCAGCCAUCUUGUCCAUCUCCAGCUAG